Molecule: messenger RNA, 2818 nt
Organism: Anopheles arabiensis
Lineage: Eukaryota; Metazoa; Arthropoda; Insecta; Diptera; Culicidae
Product: heat shock protein 83-like
Exons: 2
Coding region: 199-2361 (720 amino acids)
Biological process (GO): protein stabilization; cellular response to heat; protein folding
Cellular component (GO): protein-containing complex; plasma membrane; perinuclear region of cytoplasm
Molecular function (GO): ATP-dependent protein folding chaperone; ATP binding; ATP hydrolysis activity
Source: RefSeq, a predicted model, not a curated record
GCAUGUGGAUUUUGUUCAUUCACAAGGAAAUUGUUGUCGCGUUCAGAUCAAAGCGAUUCGAGAGCCAGUGUAUUCCGGGAAGUGUGUGAAAGCCCUGUAACCAAAGAGAAAAGUUUAAAGAACUGUUCUGUGCAGUUAAUUAACAGAGUUUAGAAGUUUCGUUGAUUUUAAAGAAAGAGUUCACAAAUAGCUAUCAAGAUGCCGGAAGGACCAGAAGCCGAGACCUUCGCAUUCCAGGCUGAGAUUGCUCAGCUGAUGUCCCUGAUCAUCAACACGUUCUACUCGAACAAGGAAAUCUUCCUGCGUGAGUUGAUCUCGAACUCGUCCGAUGCGCUGGACAAGAUCCGCUAUGAAUCGCUGACGGAUCCCUCGAAGCUGGAGUCGGGCAAGGAGCUGUUCAUCAAGAUCAUCCCGAACAAGGAGGCCGGCACACUGACGCUGAUCGAUACCGGUAUCGGCAUGACGAAGGCCGACCUGGUGAACAACCUCGGUACGAUUGCCAAGUCGGGCACGAAGGCGUUCAUGGAGGCGCUGCAGGCCGGCGCAGACAUCAGCAUGAUCGGCCAGUUCGGUGUCGGUUUCUACUCGGCGUACCUGGUCGCCGACAAGGUGGUGGUGACGUCGAAGAACAACGACGACGAGCAGUACGUGUGGGAGUCGUCGGCCGGCGGCUCGUUCACGGUGCGCCCGGACAGCGGGGAGCCGCUGGGCCGCGGUACCAAGAUCGUGCUGCACAUCAAGGAGGACCAGCUGGAGUACCUGGAGGAGAGCAAGAUCAAGCAGAUCGUGAACAAGCACUCGCAGUUCAUCGGCUACCCGAUCAAGCUGCUGGUGGAGAAGGAGCGCGAGAAGGAGGUGAGCGACGACGAGGCCGAGGAGGAGAAGAAGGAAGAGAAGGAGGAGAAGAAGGACGACGAGCCGAAGCUAGAGGACGCCGAGGACGAUGAGGACAAGAAGGACAAGAAGAAGAAGACCGUGAAGGUGAAGUACACCGAGGACGAGGAGCUGAACAAGACGAAGCCGAUCUGGACGCGCAACGCGGACGACAUCUCGCAGGAGGAGUACGGCGAGUUCUACAAAUCGCUCACCAACGACUGGGAGGACCAUCUGGCGGUGAAGCACUUCUCGGUGGAGGGCCAGCUGGACUUCCGCGCGCUGCUGUUCGUGCCCCGCCGCAUGCCGUUCGAUCUGUUCGAGAACAAGAAGAAGAAGAACAACAUCAAGCUGUACGUGCGCCGUGUGUUCAUCAUGGACAACUGCGAGGAGCUGAUCCCGGACUACCUGAACUUCAUCAAGGGCGUGGUCGACUCGGAGGAUCUGCCGCUGAACAUUUCCCGCGAGAUGCUGCAGCAGAACAAGAUCCUGAAGGUGAUCCGCAAGAACCUGGUGAAGAAGUGUCUGGAGCUGUUCGAGGAGCUGGCCGAGGACAAGGAGACGUACAAGAAGUUCUACGACCAGUUCAGCAAGAACCUGAAGCUGGGCGUGCACGAGGACAGCCAGAACCGGCAGAAGCUGGCCGAUCUGCUGCGCUUCAACACGUCCGCGUCCGGGGACGAGUACUGCUCGCUGAACGACUACGUGGGCCGCAUGAAGGAGAACCAGACGCAGAUCUACUUCAUCACGGGCGAGAGCAUCGACCAGGUGAAGAACUCGGCGUUCGUGGAGCGCGUGAAGAAGCGCGGCUUCGAGGUGAUCUACAUGACGGAACCGAUCGACGAGUACGUGAUCCAGCAGCUGAAGGAGUACAAGGGCAAGCAGCUGGUGUCGGUGACGAAGGAGGGUCUGGAGCUGCCGGAGGACGAGGCCGAGAAGAAGAAGCGCGAGGAGGACAAGGCCAAGUUCGAGAACCUGUGCAAGGUGAUGAAGUCGGUGCUGGAGAGCAAGGUGGAGAAGGUGAUGGUGUCGAACCGUCUGGUGGACUCGCCCUGCUGCAUCGUGACGUCGCAGUACGGCUGGUCGGCCAACAUGGAGCGCAUCAUGAAGGCGCAGGCGCUGCGUGACUCGUCGGCCAUGGGCUACAUGGCGGGCAAGAAGCAUCUCGAGAUCAACCCGGACCAUGCCAUCAUCGAGACGCUGCGCCAGCGCGCCGAGGCCGACAAGAACGAUAAGGCGGUGAAGGAUCUGGUGAUUCUGCUGUUCGAGACGGCGCUGCUGUCCUCCGGCUUCUCGCUGGACGAGCCCGGAACCCAUGCGUCCCGCAUCUACCGCAUGAUCAAGCUGGGUCUGGGCAUCGACGAGGACGAGCCGAUGACGACGGACGAGGGCAGCAGCGGUGCUGCGGCGGCGGCCCCGGCAUCGGGUGAUGCUCCGCCGCUGGUGGACGACUCGGAGGAUCUGUCGCACAUGGAGGAGGUCGAUUAAGGUGGUAAAGAAGCUUUAGUAGAGCUUUACAAUUCGCCACACAACCGUUAAGGAAGCCACACACGCCAGUCUCUAGAUUUUAAAACUAUAUUUAUGUAAAUCGAUUCCAAAGGCUGAUAUUUGAAUUAAUGCAGAUAGGUCGCAUAGGUUUUGAUAAGAUUACCGAUAGGAUAGGAGAGCGCUGUCAGAGGUUGCACAACAUUACGGUUGAAAUCAGUAUUGAGGGGAAGCCAUAAAAUAGCAUAGUUUCUGUGUCCUAUCUCUUGUGACUGAGGAGUAGAGCACAAUAUUUUCCAUUUAUUCCUUAUCCCUCAAUUGCUGUCCCAACUCAUACGUUAGCAUCUGAUUGACCACAGCUGUACCCUUGAUUGUUGAAAUGAAAUCGAAGUUCUAACCGCGUUAUAGUGGAACAUAAGACCAUGGAAUUAAUAAACGUUUCGAGUCAUUAACAAACAUA